Molecule: messenger RNA, 1020 nt
Organism: Lucilia cuprina (Australian sheep blowfly)
Lineage: Eukaryota; Metazoa; Arthropoda; Insecta; Diptera; Calliphoridae
Exons: 2
Coding region: 506-877 (123 amino acids)
Source: RefSeq, a predicted model, not a curated record
AUAUUUUGGAAUUAUGGUAAUAUUUAACGUAAAAGUUUCUUUAAAAAAAUAAAAAUUUUAAAAAUAUACUCAUGGUGUAGGGUAUUAUAUGGUCGGCCAUGCCCGACUAUACUUUCCUACUUGUUAUAUAUGGAUUCAGAUGCUCCAUUUCUGAGUUUAUCGAUGGUGAAUAAACGAGUAGAUUGCUUUAUUUACAAAAUAAUCAUGUUUUUUAUUUGUCUGGCACUAACUAGCCAAUUAUUAAUUCUAAUAACUAAUAAAUAUUUCUAAAACUAAUAAAAAUAAACAUAACAUAUAACAAUAAUAUUUUAUAAAUUAUUAGUUCCAAUGAAAAUUAUAAACAUCUUUUUGUUUUAAUGAGCAUUAUAUGUAUUCUAGGGUUAACUGUUAUCAGACUAAAAUUAUUUAUAAUAUAAUAAACAAAUAAUAUAUAAUAGCAAUUAUUUGGAAAAUGAUAAUCAUUUAAUAGAAAAACGUAUUUCAGUUAAGAACAAAAAAACUUCCAAUGAACUUCCGAAUAUUUUUUGGUAUUUUGUUGAUUGCAACACUAUUCUUAGCAACUAGUGGAACUACUAGCGGUGGUAAAGGUUUGGGCGAAAGUAUAUGUACUGGUAUUAGCUAUUUUUUUCGAAAACUUAUUAGCGGGGUCCCUAAAACUGAACAGCCUUCCACGUUUCCCAAGAAAACCUAUACGUAUGAUGAUUUACCAGCUAUUAAUGCUCGUCAUUUAUAUCCAAGCUUAACACAGUAUCCUAAUAGCGGAUUUAAUUAUCAAUCUAAAAUUGAAACUUCAAAAACGGAUAAUAUACUUACUCAGAGCACUGAAUCAAAUACCAAGAGAGAAAAGAGAAGAACGAACAUCUUAAUAGCUAAUUAAAUGUUAUGGAUUGUUUUUUUAAUAAUCAGAGCCGAGUUCAUUUCAAAUACAAUAAUAACACACUACACGAGUUCAAAAAUGCACAAAAUUCUACAUACUUAAGUGUUAUCUUUAAUACAAAAUAUAUAAUAUAUACAUAAGUA